Molecule: messenger RNA, 888 nt
Organism: Hibiscus syriacus
Lineage: Eukaryota; Viridiplantae; Streptophyta; Magnoliopsida; Malvales; Malvaceae
Product: ninja-family protein AFP3-like
Exons: 2
Coding region: 1-888 (295 amino acids)
Biological process (GO): negative regulation of DNA-templated transcription; response to abscisic acid; signal transduction
Cellular component (GO): nucleus
Source: RefSeq, a predicted model, not a curated record
AUGGCGGAAGCUAAAGUGAUCAUCGAAGACAAGGUCGAACAACAACCACCGAUUCAAUUUUUUCGGGGUUUUGCAUUCGAAAACCAUGUUUUGAACCAAACCCAAGAUUCCUUUCCUGGACCCGACCUUAAUCUUAGGCUGUCUCUGGGAGGGAUUUACGGUACUGGGAACUACAGUACCGAACAAAAGCCUUUAACCAGGUCAUCAUCCAUACCAGGAAAAAUGGUGAUCCUCAAGAGGAGUUCCAUCGAACAGGUGGAAAACACCACGCCUAAGAGUUAUCUUCCGAUGCCGAGGUCUUGUUCGUUGCCUGUGGAAGUGGAGAGGAGUAGAAGGGUGGUGAACAUUAAGGAGUUAAGGAUGAUGAAGCGAGCUGAGGCGAAGAGAAGAGCCGAGGAGAAGCAUAGGAAUGCCAUGAAAGGGACUGAUAAGGAAAGGUUCUUAACGGCGGCGCCUGCUGAAGCUGCUGCUACAAACCCUGCGCUUAAUACAGCCAUUGAUAACAUACACAAAGGACUAGGUGCACCAUCAUCUUCUAACCUAAUGAAGUCCGAACUAGGGAUCACUUCCGGAGCCGGAAACUUGGUGAAACUCGAGCUCAAGGAAACCGAAUCCGAGAAUGCGGCCAAGAAGGCUAAACUUUCCAGUAGGAUGCUUCAAGACGAUGGGAUGGCUGUGAUGAACGCAAUGCCUACCGUGACCACCACCGGCCCCGACGGGAGGAAAAUAGAAGGGUUUCUUUACAAAUACACCAAAGAACAGGUGAUCAUAGUAUGUGUUUGCCACGGGCAUUUCCUUUCACCGGAAGAGUUCGUGAAGCACGCCGGUGGUAUGGAUGUCGCGAACCCGAUGAAGCAUAUCAAGGUCUGCACAAACUCCUUUUUCUAG